CCCUAGCCAGAUUCAGCAGGAUGCCGAGCUUAGCCAGCGCAGCCAGGCAGGACCGGCUGAAGAAGGGGGGUAGCAGGGCUGCCAUCCCAGCACUCUUUACCAUCAAUGAGGAGGACGAGCAGCAGAAGAGUGGCACGUCCAGGAAGCAGAAAGGCGGCGACUCGCAGCCUAAAUCGGACGACAAGAAAUCAUCCUGUCGGCCUACUUCUGCGGCUGGGCCAGGACAGAACAGCAACAAUGCUGGCAGCAAACCAGAGCCUCUGGUGUUAAAGAUUGAUGAAAGACAGAAGCUAGCCCGCGAGAGGAGGGAGGAGAGGGAAAAACAGAUCGCGGCGCGCGAGUCCAUCUGGCUGCAGAGGGAGGAGCGGGCUAAGCAGUACUAUGAGAAACACCUGGAGGAGCGGCGGAAGAGGCUGGAGGAGCAGAGGGUGAAGGAGGAGAAGAGACGGGCAGCUGUGGAGGAGAAGCGACGAUUGAGGCUGGAGGAGGAGAAGGUACGCCAUGAAGCGGUGAUACGGCGGACUCUGGAGAGGAGCCAGAGGGCCAAGCAGAAGCCCAACCGCUGGUCCUGGGGCGGGCCACUGCAUGGAAACACCGCCCACACCAGUGAUGCAGACAGGAGGUCAGUUUCCACCAUGAACCUUUCCAAACAUGCAGAGCCAGUCAUAACAAAGCGGCUGUCAUCUUCCUCCGCGACACUCUUAAACUCUCCGGACAGAGCCAUGCGCCGCCUGCCGCUCACCCCGUGGGAGAGCACCAUGGUCAGUCGCCUGCAGACCCCAACGCACUCCUACCUGGCCAGAAGCAGGAGCGCUGCCUCACUGUCAGGGGAAGCAGCAUCUUGUCACCCCAUGACUGCCACGUCCUUCAAGUCUCUGCAGUGCCGCAGCAUGGAACGCCCCAGGAUGGCUCUGUCCAGCCUGGACAGUGUGAACCGCCGGAGGAGUGCCCACCCCACCACGGGCGAUAAACGAGAGAAAGAAAAGAACUACAUGAGGAAGUCUUGGAGCAACCUCUCCACUUCUACCCCUGCUGACGGAAAGCGCUCACAGUCUCUUGGUAACCAAAGGAGCAGGGUCAAAGCGCCCUCACCUGUGAGGACCACACAGAAACCUCACCCAAGGCCCCCCACCCCAAAGCAGGUGAAGGCUCCACCCCAGCCCCCACCUCCACCCCCAGCAGAGGAGGUCCCCUCACCCAGCUUGCCCCUCUCCCCUGGGAACGUGCGACCGGUGAGGGCGGUGGAGGAGAGCCCCAGGGAGGAGCCGGAGGAGGGGGAAGGGAAGGGAGAGGAGACCCAGGCCCCCGACAGACCAAACCCAGAGUCGGCAACACCUGCCAAAGAGCCCCCCAGCGACUCUGUCCAGGCCUCGCGCUCUGUGGCGACCCCUCCCGCUGCCAUGGGUAAGCCCUCAGCGGGCACCACCGACCCCGAGGAGGCCACACGCCUGCUGGCGGAGAAGAGACGGCAGGCCCGCGAGCAGAAAGAGAGGGAGGAGGAGGAGAGGAGGCAGAUGGAGGAGGCAGAGAGGCGCAGCAGGGAGGAGAUGGCACGCAGGAAGGCGGAGGAGCGGGUGCGGCGAGAGGAGGAGGCCCAGCGUCUGGCAGAGGAGAGGCAGAAGAGGGAGGAGGAGGAGAAGCGUGCCGAGGAAGAGCGACUCCAGAGGGAGAGGGAGGAGGCAGAGCGUCUCCAGAAACAGAAAGAGGAGGAGGAGGCCCGCCUCAGGGAGGAGGCAGAGCGGCUGAGGCUGGAGAGAGAGAAACACUUCCAGAAGGAGGAGGCAGAGCGGCUGGAGAGGAAGAAGCGUCUGGAGGAAAUAAUGAAACGAACACGAAGAUCAGAGCCUGCAGAGAAGAAAUCUGUUCCACAGAGGAAUGGAGAGUUCUCUCAGCAGAAGGCGGAGUUAACAGCACUGACUCCAGAGCCCACGUCACCCUCGGUGACAGUGACAGAGCCAGAGCAGACACCGGUGUCCCACCACAGCAGCCGCAAUGGCCAUGGGGCCCUCGGCCCCUCACCCCCGCUGCCCACCAUUAUGGAGAGUCCUUCAGCAAAUGAAGUCGAACCAAAAGAGAACGGCAUUCUGACACAGAAUGACACUUUUGAAGAGGUGAUCAAUCUGCCAGUUGGAACCAAAAUAUCCAGGUUGGACAUGGGUGAUGAGGAGGAUCUCAUUCCUGUCGUGGCAUUCAAAGAGAAUGGAUCCCUGAGGCCACUGGCCAGCAUGGAGGAUGUCCAGGCACAUCAAAGAGCAGAACCACCCUAAGUGCCUUGCAGGUAAGCUGUGAAUUCAUGGCAUUCCUAUGCAGACGUUAUCUGAGAGCCUCUGCUGAAGGAGUUGGAUGGCUAAGCUGCAAUCCUUUUUUCCCUUCCUGGUGAAGAAGGCAGCCAUUUUCUUAAACUGGCACUUUGAGAAAACACUUGAAACAUUUUUCUGUCAUGGAGGACUGCUUAAAAGCUCAAAAACCCUUUCCUAUUUUGGUAGUCAGACGACAGCUCUCUGUCCGGUUGAUCACGCUUUCGUGUGCUUUUGUGUUAAAAAAAAUUCUUCCCACCUGCUCCUAGGAAGAUUGGCCACAGAAGACAUGUUUUGUUUCGUGAUUGUGCUUGGCAGAGGGGAGUAAAUUUUCUUGGGUGUUACUAAUAACUGUACAUUGAAAUCAGUUGUAAUGUCCUCUUAUCUAAUACUUGAAUUCCUCGUCGCUGUAGACGUAGCAAGGCAAUGAGGUACUGUUAUAAACCUAGUGGGUUAAAUGUGAUGGCAAGUGGAAGGUGCAUUGGGGUAAAAUGCUGUUUUCUCUCAGUAAACCAGGAAAAGUUGUGUGUACUGCUGAUUUCGCCUAGUUUUUUAAUCUGUAAAACGUGAAUAGUUCUU
Megalops cyprinoides (Indo-Pacific tarpon) is the source of this 2876-nucleotide messenger RNA. Its product is annotated as ensconsin. Gene Ontology annotation, biological process: microtubule cytoskeleton organization. The record is from RefSeq and is a predicted model, not a curated record. The transcript is spliced from 19 exons. Lineage: Eukaryota; Metazoa; Chordata; Actinopteri; Elopiformes; Megalopidae. Bases 21 to 2267 code for a protein of 748 amino acids. Gene Ontology annotation, cellular component: microtubule cytoskeleton.